Molecule: messenger RNA, 2219 nt
Organism: Benincasa hispida (wax gourd)
Lineage: Eukaryota; Viridiplantae; Streptophyta; Magnoliopsida; Cucurbitales; Cucurbitaceae
Product: amino acid transporter AVT1C-like
Source: RefSeq, a predicted model, not a curated record
UUAACUUUUAAUUAAUUAAAUUAAUCGCUGCUUUAGAGACAGUUUUCUCGUCCCUUUAUAUGAAUUACAAAGCAGAGCAAAACAGAGCAGAGAACACAGAAGCAGAGCAAGUCAGAUCGUUUCUCUGAAACCUCCAAUCGUCUCUUGAUUUUGUGUUCUGUAUGUUCGAUCUCUGUGUUUGAAGAAGGAAGGAGAAGAUGAAGAGUUCUGUUUCGGAACAGAGUUUUUUGUAUGAGAGUGAAGACGAAGAAGAAGAUCAGGAGAAUGUAGUGAACAAAGAUGAAGAAGAUGGAAACGAUUCAGACUCUUCCGAUGUUUCGACUGAAAAUCAGAGACCAAGCAAGCCUAAUUCGUACACCACCGCUUGGCCACAAAGUUACAGGCAGUCGAUGGAUAUGCUGGGCAGUGUGCCAUCGCCUAAUAUUGGGAUACUGGGAACGUCAUCUUUAUCAAGAUGGGGCAGCUCAUUUCUGUCCUCCUCCUUAACACGACGGCACACUCCAGAAUCGUUAACUUCUUCCACAAAACCGCUGCUCCCCACGGUGGAUGACGAGAAUAAAGACGAGCAGCUGCCGCCACCACCGCUGUCGCAGCGAGUUAGCUCUCACUCUUUGAUUCUCCCUUUCACUUCAAGGAGGCCAUCAGCCAUAAAAAAGGAUGACAGACCUUCCAAAGUUCCACACGAGUUUCCCACUGCACGUCGAAGCACAUUCAGUCAAGCUAUGCUUAAUGGCGGAAAUGUGCUAUGUGGGGUUGGAAUACUAACGACGCCUUAUGCAGCGAAAGAGGGAGGAUGGCUUGGACUUUCCAUUUUGUUAAUAUUUGCUGUGAUCUGUUACUACACUGGACUCCUCCUCCGUGACUGUAUGGAAAGUAGACCCGAGCUCGAUACUUACCCUGACAUUGGCCAGGCAGCCUUCGGCACCACCGGUCGAAUCGCCAUCUCGAUAAUAUUGUACCUGGAAUUAUACGCUGCUUGUAUUGAGUACAUAAUCUUGGAGAGUGAUAACUUGUCUUCUCUAUUUCCAAAUGCCCAUCUAAAUGUGGGUGGAUAUGAGUUAAAUGCACAUCUUUUAUUUGCUUUGAUGACUGCUAUUGCUGUUCUUCCUACUGUUUAUCUCCGGGACCUGUCUGUUCUUAGCUACAUCUCUGCUGGUGGAGUUAUCGCAUCAAUAUUGGUUGUCCUAUGCUUGUUCUGGAUUGGGUUGGUGGAUGGUGUCGGUUUCCAAGGGAAGGAGACGACAACUUUACUGAAUCCUGCAACCCUACCCAUUGCUGUUGGUCUUUAUGGCUUCUGCUAUUCUGGACACGCUGUUUUCCCCAAUAUUUAUAGUUCAAUGGCAAAACCAAGCCAAUAUCCUUCAGUUCUCUUAACAUGUUUCAUUGUUUGUACUUUGAUGUAUGCGGGAGUUGCUUUUGUGGGAUAUUCAAUGUUUGGAGAGUCAACGAUGUCUCAGUUCACUCUCAACUUGCCGAAGAACUUGGUUGCAUCAAAGAUCGCCGUCUGGACUACGGUGGUUAAUCCAUUUACCAAGUAUGCAUUGACGUUGACUCCAAUUGCAUUGAGUCUGGAGGAGCUGAUUCCAUCAAAUCAUCCCCAGUUCUUAUUAUUCUCAAUCCUUAUUAGAACUGCUCUUGUCAUCUCUACCUUGCUUGUGGGCCUUGGCAUUCCUUUCUUUGGUUUGAUUAUGUCGCUCAUCGGGUCACUUCUGACAAUGUUCAUUAGUUUAAUACUUCCUUGUGCUUGUUUCCUGAGCAUCCUUAAAGGAAAAGUAACGCGUUUGCAGGGAAUAGUGUGUGGGAUAAUAAUGAUAAUAGGGCUUAUAGCAGCGGCUUUUGGAACGUAUUCAUCCGUUUUAAAAAUCGUCCAGAAUUUGAGUAGCUGAGAAAUUUGGGUUGCAUUAUUUAUGCAUCAAAAUAUGGCAAUUUAUCCACCAGCCUGCAUUAUUUAUAUUUAUUGUUCUUCCUUUCCAAUUCUAAUUUUGACCUUUUUUUUUUUUUUUUUAAUUUCACCCUUUUUGAUAGUUAUGCAAUUUUUGUGAUGGUGCAAGGGUUUUCAGUAUGAUCAUUUAUAGAGUUCUAUGUGUUGUGUUUUUCUUUUUGUUGGGAAGUUUUUCGAUAUAUUUUUAUUCUUUUUGUUUUUGACAAACAUGUGAGUUGAGAGAAUCGAACUUCUUAUUUCAAGAUCGAUAAUAUAAAUAUCAGUUGAAUUGUACUCA